GCUAGAGUGUAAUGGAUGUGGAUUUGUGAAGACAAAGAGGAGAGUGAAGGAGAGUUGGAAGGUGAAAAAGAAGGGUCUGAUCGUGACGGUGAAGUGGGUGUGGAUUUUGAAAUUAUAUGCUUGCUACUAAAAAAUGCCAAAGGCCUAGCGAUCUUAACUGUUGCCAAAGCUGGUGCACUUCUCUCUUACAAAAUUGGUACUGGUUUGGUUGUUGCUCGAAGAGCAGAUGGAUCAUGUUCUGCGCCAUCAGCUGUACUCUCCCUGGGCUUAGGAUGGGGUGCUCAGAUUGGUGGCGAACUUAUGGAUUUUAUAGUUAUUCUUCAUGAUAUAAAAUCUGUGAAGGCAUUCUGCAGUCGAAUGCAUUUUUCCCUUGGUGCUGGUUGUAGUGCUGCUGCUGGACCUGUUGGAAGAGUUCUGGAGGCUGAUGUUCGUGCUGGUGAUAGGGGUUCUGGCAUGUGCUAUACAUACAGUUGUAGUAAAGGUAGUUUUUAAAUGAUUUUUUUAUUACACAUAUCACUUGUUCUUCUCUAUGCACAAAAAUGCC
Arachis ipaensis is the source of this 544-nucleotide messenger RNA. The record is from RefSeq and is a predicted model, not a curated record. NCBI's taxonomy places the organism in Eukaryota, Viridiplantae, Streptophyta, Magnoliopsida, Fabales, Fabaceae.